CAAUCAUAUAAAAUGGAAGAGGAGUCAUUAGAGCUAAAACAUGAAGGAAGUCCUGUUUUAGAAAAUAACACACUGGUGGAAAACACUGAAACUAUUGAGGAUCCAACAGAGGCAGCAAGUGCCCAGGUUGGGGAGGAAGAAACUGAAGAAACUGAACCUCCUCACAUCUCAGAAGGUGUUGAGGAUGAUGUGGUCAAGCAGGGUUCACAGCUGACAGAAGACAUGUCUAUUGCUGACACAAGUGAACCACAGAUAUCUGAAACCGAGUUUGGGCAACAUAUGAUCACAGAAGAGGAGGAUGGAAUAGAACCCCUUAUAAAGGAGACCUUGGAGGACACAGAGGGUCCUGAAAUAGGACAUUUCAUUGAUGAUCUUCUAUCACAUGAGGACACUGAAGAGGAAAACGAGGAGGAUAGACAUCCAGCUCCUGAUCCAGAGAGUGAGAGAACCAGCCCUCCUAAUGAAUCAACGGUGCCUGCAGAAGAAGAGGAGACUGGCCUCAACAUCAACACUACAGAAUAUAUGGCCCUGCUACCUGAACUACAGGCUGAGAGUCAAACGCUCAGCAAGCUAAAUGGUCAGUUGCAGACCAAAAUAGCAGAGCACCUCAGUAAGAAGGCAGGUGAUAAACAUCCCAGACUGGACAGAGAUAUCUCUGACCAGGAGCAGUACCAAAAGUACAUGGAUCUCAUGGAGCAGCUAAAAGUGCAGCACCACCAUGUCUCAGAGCUCCACCAACAGCGGACUGAAGAGCUCCGCCAGCAGAGCUUAGAGAAACUUAAGCAGGUGGAGCAUGAGCUGAGAUCCUUAGCUGCACUGAAAUAUGAAGCUGCCAUGACAGCACUGACCGGUAAGGUGGGCAAACAAGCAGCACUGACAAAGGUGGAGAAGCUGCAGGCAGACGAACUGAAGCAGGAAGACAAGCUGGCAUCUGUGCGUCUCAACAAUAUCAAGCUCAAGAAUAAAAUAAGUCAGCUUGAGAUGGAACUUAAAUCCAAGCGUGAGCUUGCUGAUGGUUUGCUGCUGAUGGACUUUGAGCAGCUCAAAACAGAGAACCAGACAUUUAAAGACAAGCUGAAGGAGCGCAGCGAGGAGCUACUUAGGCUGAAAAGGAAGGUUGCCUGCUCUGUGCAGGGCAUUUCCCAUGUGAAAGAGAAGCUGCAUUUCAUGCAUAUGGAGAAUAAGGUCAAACACUCUCAACUGGCGAAGACAGACGCAUUGGUGGCUCUUAAACGUGAAGUGCUAACACGUACUCGACAGGCUCGUGACGGCCUGCGUGCAGACAACCUUAAGCUGCAACAGCGCUGUGGUCUGCUGGGAAACACUACACUGCUGCAGGACUUUGAGGAGAAGGUAGACACCUCUGAAUGCCUGCAGCAGAGACUAGAGAUGUUGAAGAGACGUCACGCUGAGCUCACGCUGAAGUGUGCUGGAAUCAAGCAGAAGAUUGAGCAAAGCAAUCCAGAGGGCCAGUGACAACACAGGUGCACAUGCUUACCUUCAGUAAUUGAGUUCAAUAUUUAGAGUGUAACUUGACAAAGCAUAUCCUAUGCAAAGCAUUAAAUGUUUUUACAAAAGUGAAAUAUUGAUUGUUGAGGCACAAGAGGAAUUCUACGAAAAUAUCCAUAAGGAUGUUCAUUUGCCAGUUUUGUGCUGUGUUGUACUUUAUUGGAAUUAAGUGCAUAAUAUAAGACAAUUAUUACCAAGUAGAACAAAAACAAUUUAAGUUUCUUUAAUAGUCCAACGUGUUAAUAUUUGGAAAAAAGGCAAUCAUGAAAUUAUGAUUUAGAAGAUUAAUAUAAUGUGGUAAAAUACCAUAUAUGGCACUUGUAGUGCCUGAAGUUAAUGAUUAAGGUGCUGUGUAGCAAUCAUGUUGUUGUCAGUAAAAACAAGGUGACUGCUGUAUGUUUACAUGCAUUAUUCUGCAGUAAAAGUUAGAAAAGGUAUUUUGUGCAGUAGACGUAUAUAAAACUCAAACAGAAAACAUGCA
This is a messenger RNA of Onychostoma macrolepis, 1990 nucleotides long. RefSeq names its product coiled-coil domain containing 96 (gene cfap184). The coding region runs from base 13 to 1476 and encodes 487 amino acids. Gene Ontology annotation, biological process: cilium assembly. NCBI's taxonomy places the organism in Eukaryota, Metazoa, Chordata, Actinopteri, Cypriniformes, Cyprinidae. The transcript is spliced from 2 exons. Gene Ontology annotation, cellular component: axoneme; ciliary basal body. The record is from RefSeq and is a predicted model, not a curated record.